CUCCAAAAAUGCUAGCCCAACCACUCACCGACCAAACCCUCCUCCUCCUAGAACAACCCCUCAACAUCUCUGUCUUAUCAGGCAGCAUCACUGACAAAUUCAGCUUCGUGGCCAACCCCAUCUCUGAAGGAACCCUCACUAUUGAAUAUAGUGACUCAAGUGCAGCAGAAGGGAUGCGAAUAUUAGACUUGUACGAGAAAGCAAAGAUCCCGGCUCCAGUUGAUAAAGCCCAAGUUACUCAUCUUGGCAAUAAGAAUGAGAAGAAGGUCAAAACUUUCUUUGAUAAAUGUGUUAAAUUAAAGGAAUUUUCCCUUCGCCUUGAUGAGAUUCCUUGCUGUAAAUUCCAGAAACACCACUCCUUCCUUCUGAAAUCCCUUUCCUUUGUGACGAAUUCUGUAACUCUCUUCGGCUUAUCAAUCUCAGCUUAUUACUUGAAGAGGAUCCUCCUCUCAGCGAGGAAUGCUGAGAAGGUCAUAAUCUCUGAGUGUAUCCUUCAGACUGCCAAACUGGACUUCGGUAAUCCCAAGGUGGUUAGACUACAAGAACUCACCUUCUACGAGUGCUCUCAAGAGUCAUACCUGAUAGAAGGAAUUUAUGACAUGGCAGGGAACAUUCUUGGUGCUGCUUUAAGAUCAAGCCUGACUAAGAAGGGAAUGAAAAUUUGUUUUGAGGUAAAUGGACUUUAUUUUGAUCAUGACAGGAUUAAGAGAAAGAUUGGAGAUGUAGAGGAUGCUGAGAAGAGAUUGAGUAUUAGAGCAACAAUGUUCGAGACCACAUUCAAUAUCGCAAGCCAGGACGAAGAAUAAUUUUACAUCAAUUCAACACCAA
Messenger RNA from Moneuplotes crassus, 828 nucleotides. NCBI's taxonomy places the organism in Eukaryota, Ciliophora, Spirotrichea, Euplotida, Euplotidae. The record is from the annotation of a GenBank genome assembly.